Molecule: messenger RNA, 1158 nt
Organism: Vidua chalybeata
Lineage: Eukaryota; Metazoa; Chordata; Aves; Passeriformes; Viduidae
Gene: DNAJC5G
Product: DnaJ heat shock protein family (Hsp40) member C5 gamma
Exons: 4
Coding region: 78-638 (186 amino acids)
Source: RefSeq, a predicted model, not a curated record
GGGCGGAAGCGGCGGCGGGGCAGGGCCGUGGCGGUCGGUGCCGCGUCCCGUCCGACCCCGCGACCCUCGGCGCGGCCAUGGCGGAGCCCCCGCGGCCGCAGCGGAAGCUGUCCCGGGUCGGGGAGAGCCUGUACCGCGUGCUGGGGCUGCAGAAGGGCAGCUCCCCCGAGGAGAUCAAGAAGGCCUAUCGGAAGCUGGCUCUCAAGUACCAUCCGGACAAGAACCCCGAUGACCCAGCGGCAGCCGAGCGGUUCAAGGAGAUCAACAGCGCCCACGCCACGCUGAGCGACGCGGACAAGCGCCGCCUGUAUGACCAGUACGGCUCCCUCGGCCUCUACGUGGCCGAGCAGUUCGGCGACGAUGCUGUCCGGCACUACUUCCUCAUGUCCAAGUGGUGGUUCAAGGCACUGGUGCUGUGCUGCGGAGCCCUCACCUGCUGCUGCUGCUGCUGCUGCUGCUUCUUCUGCUGCGGGACGUGCUGCCCGCCCAAGGAGGAUGAGUCCUACAAGUACGUGGACCCCAAGGACCUGGAGGCACAGAUGUGCACAGAGGACAACGAUCCUCAGAUCCCUGUUAUAGCACAGCCCCCGCCUGCCAGCACGGAGCCGCUGCCAGCCAGCACCAGGAGUGAUGCCUGAGGCUGGCCCCAUCCUGCCGGCUCCCCGAGGACUCGGGGCAGGGACUCUCCUUUGGGACUGUCACUUUCUGGGACCACGGUCCCGCCCCCCGGACUGGCUCAUCAGCCUCGGGAGGGAUAUAAUCUCAGGUUAAUUUGGCCAGCAUCAAUGCACAGGCUCCUGGGCCCCUGCUCGAGCUCCAGGGCAAUGCCCCAGUGUCCCAGCACUGGCGGUGGCAGUGGCCUGGAGCCCGUGCUGCUGUGGCCCCCUUGAGUGCCUUGCCCAUGCCCAUAUCGGGCACCGAGCAGCAGGCAUGAGCAGGGAUGCUCCGGGCCAAGCUCUGGAGCUCGCCAAGCUGAGACCAUUAGCACUGUAACCUCUGGGGCUGGGCUGAGCCCGCUGCCCCCCUGCAGCCCUCCCGCUGGGUGCUGGGUGCCAAACGCUGCUGUGGGGUUGGGGUGCUCCUAUCUGUGCCCCUUUCCUCUGCCCUCUGGGUUUGUCUAGGUUUUUGUGGGCACCAUUAAAGGCUGACGGGAGGGGA